AGCAAAGUCGUCGUGCUCUGUGGGCCAGGAGUAACUUAUUCAGACCUGUGCUACCUGGGCUUCCUGCCUAUCAAGAUGACCCUACAAUCCGUGAAUACUGGAGUCCAAUUCAGUACUUUUCACAGUACAUCGAUAACAGAAUCUUUGAGGAUCUGGCAGCUUUUACAAAUCAAAGACAGCUGCAAACUAUAGGAGUGUCACUGAAUACUACUGCCCAAGAAAUUAAGAUUUUUUUUGGCAUAUCAGUACAUAUGGCCUGCCUUGGCUAUCCCAGAGUCAAAAUGUUUUGGGCUAAAAAGACUAAAGUGCCAGUUAUUAGCAGGAAAAUGACAAGAGAUAGGUUCUACAAGCUGAGGAGAUCACUCAAGAUUGUCAAUGACCUGGAUGUAACUGAAGAGGCAAAGGAGUCGGACAUUCUUUGGAGAGUCAGACCAUUGCUUGACCGCGUGAGGCAAGGUUGUCUCAGCCUUUCAAGGAGUGACAAGGUGUGCGUUGACGAGCAAAUCAUCCCAUUCACAGGCCGCUGCCCAGUUAGGCAGUAUGUGCCAGGAAAGCCAAACCCUACUGGCCUAAAGGUUUUUGUGCUUGCCUCGCCAAACGGUCUAGUCCUGGAUUUCGAGGUCUAUCAGGGCAAGAACACCUUUAUGGGCCAAAGACUGGGAGUUGGAGCUGCAGCGGUGUUGCGAAUGGUCGAGGUCUUCCAGCAACUGGAACCAUUAUGAAGAACAGGCUUCCAAAGCAAUGCCAGCUGCCAGGAGAUAAGCAUCUGAGAAAAGAAGGGAGAGGGGCUUCGGUGACAUUGGUCCGGAGGGGACCUGAGCUGGCAGUGACAAAAUGGUUUGAUAAUAAACCAGUUCUGAUGGCCUCUACUGUCUAUGGUAAAGAUCCAGAGGAUAUCUGCAGCAGAUGGUCCAACAAAGACAAAGGUCAUGUACAGGUGAGACGGCCAGCAGUAGUCAGGGAAUAUAAUAACAACAUGGGUGGCGUAGACCUCUGUGACCGAAUGCUGAGCUU
Periophthalmus magnuspinnatus is the source of this 1014-nucleotide messenger RNA. RefSeq names its product piggyBac transposable element-derived protein 3-like. NCBI's taxonomy places the organism in Eukaryota, Metazoa, Chordata, Actinopteri, Gobiiformes, Gobiidae. The transcript is spliced from 3 exons. Bases 252 to 722 code for a protein of 156 amino acids. The record is from RefSeq and is a predicted model, not a curated record.